Messenger RNA from Iphiclides podalirius (scarce swallowtail), 936 nucleotides. The record is from the annotation of a GenBank genome assembly. NCBI's taxonomy places the organism in Eukaryota, Metazoa, Arthropoda, Insecta, Lepidoptera, Papilionidae.
AUGGCUAAUUUAAUUAUGUAUAAGUUGAGUCCAUUGCGUUUAGCUUCGGCAUCGUUUCUUCAAGCAUAUCGCACAACAACGUCUAAACACUUUAAUCCCAAGUUCAAAAAGGAAAGGGCUGCCAAAUACUUAAAAGUUGACUUACCAAAUCCAAAUGAAAGCUAUCAGGACAUGGCCCCGGAAAAAAUGAGACAAAAAAUGAAGGAAAGAGGGAUCCUGCCACCAAGGCCUUGGAUGGAACGCCCUAUUUACAUUUCAGCUACCGGUGGAGUCUUCGAGCCUUACGUGCCACCAGAGGGCGACGGCAAAGCUUCCCUAGUGUCCACCACCCGCGCCAAGCAGACCGUUCAGCUGCUGGAGAAGAAGUCCAAAUCGAUGAUGGCGGUGCGCAAGAUCAAAUCUUUCGAGGAGGACUUCAGCACGGGCGAAUUCUGCACGAAAGCGCAGGACAUCUACAUAAAGGCGCACGAAGCGCUCGCGGUCGACGACAAGAGCGCCCUCCGUCUGCACGUCACGGAGAAGGCGUACCCCGAGUUCAGGCACAACUCCCGAUUGAAGACGAUCAGGUGGAAGUUCAUCGAGUCGCUGGAGCCGCCGCGCGUGGUGCACGCCCGGUGCACCGACAUCGUCAGCAAGGAGAACAUCUUCGGUCAGGUGACGGUGCGGUUCCACAGCCGCCAGCAGCUGGCGGUGUACGACCGCUUCGGGAGGCUGCUCCACGGCAGCGAGAUCCUCGCCAAGGACGUGCUGGAGUACAUAGUGUUCGAGAAGCACCUGGCCAACAUGUACGGCACGUGGCGGAUCCACGCUAAGAUCAUCCCCGACUGGGCGCCCCCCAAGGACCCCUCGAUGCUCACCAGGGUGUUGCCGGAACCGGAACUGGAGGCGCUGCCCCCGCCGCAAGCCGAGGCAGCUGCCCCGGCGAUAGCCGAUAAA